AUGCCGCAUAAAUUACCAACUGAGGAGGAUAGGACAAUCGUCCACAUUAAUAGGGAAACGGUGACCAAUGGCAUCUCGACCGACUUCCCCGGGCACUUUUUCGGUGAGGAUCAUAGCUUCAGCCUCGAUGAAUUCAAGCGUGGCCUCUCAAUCAAGAUACACUACAACAAGCCGCAUGAUCUCUCUCUCUCUCUCAUCGGUGUCGACGCGUCCAUCGCAAACGCCAUCCGCCGCAUCCUAAUCGCUGAAAUAUCUACCCUCGCGAUCGAGACUGUAUUCAUAGAAGACAACACCUCCGUGAUCCACGAUGAGGUGCUGUCUCACAGGUUAGGCUUGAUACCGUUCAAGGGCGGAAAGAAGGGCCUCCAGGAGUUUCUCAAAGAUUUUAAGCGCGGCGAACCCGGCGAGGACCAAUUUGCCAACUCUUUCGACUGGAACACCGUCAGCUUGUCUCUCAAUGUCGAGUGCACCCACAAUCCUGAUGCUGAGGAGGGCGAGACAGACCCGACGAAACUGUACAACCAUGCCAAUGUCUACGCUAAGGAUAUUGUGUUUACUCCGAAUGGUCGGCAAGCCGAAUUCUUCUCCGGAGACGACGCUAUUGCACCUGUGAACCCUGAUAUUCUCAUCGCCAAGCUUCGGCCUAGUCAGCGCAUCAGCCUGGAGAUGCAUAUGCACAAGGGUAUUGGUGCUGAUCACGCCAAGUUCUCACCCGUGGCGACAGCUUCGUACCGCCUGUUGCCGAUUAUUAAUAUUCUCAAACCUAUCCUGGGAGCGGAUGCGCACAAGUUCCAACAGUGCUUCCCGCAAGGUGUUAUUGGGAUCGAGAAGGUCACAAGGCGAGAGGCUUCGGUCAAGGGCAGCGGCUACGAGAACAAGGAGGGCGAGGACAAAGCUGUCGUCUUGGAUCCGAUGAAGGAUACUGUGAGCCGAGAGUGCUUGCGGCAUGCCGAGUUUGAGGGCAAGGUUAAGCUGGGAAGGAAACGGGACCACUUCAUUUUUGGAAUCGAGAGCACGGGUCAAUGGGAUAGCGACGAACUUUUCGUGGAAGCGCUACGCGUUAUGAAGAACAAGUGCCUGGCGUUGGAGAAGCAGGUUGUGUUCAUGGCUCGAUAG
Molecule: messenger RNA, 1116 nt
Organism: Scedosporium apiospermum
Lineage: Eukaryota; Fungi; Ascomycota; Sordariomycetes; Microascales; Microascaceae
Product: DNA-directed RNA polymerases I and III subunit RPAC1
Exons: 2
Coding region: 1-1116 (371 amino acids)
Biological process (GO): DNA-templated transcription
Cellular component (GO): RNA polymerase III complex; RNA polymerase I complex
Molecular function (GO): protein dimerization activity; DNA binding
Source: RefSeq, a predicted model, not a curated record